Messenger RNA from Silurus meridionalis, 3804 nucleotides. RefSeq names its product oocyte zinc finger protein XlCOF6-like. The record is from RefSeq and is a predicted model, not a curated record. The transcript has 8 exons. NCBI's taxonomy places the organism in Eukaryota, Metazoa, Chordata, Actinopteri, Siluriformes, Siluridae. Gene Ontology annotation, cellular component: nucleus. Gene Ontology annotation, biological process: regulation of transcription by RNA polymerase II. Gene Ontology annotation, molecular function: RNA polymerase II cis-regulatory region sequence-specific DNA binding; histone methyltransferase activity; protein binding. The coding region runs from base 432 to 2543 and encodes 703 amino acids.
CUGAUCGGCGGUUGACGUAUCCCCGGGGGCGGUGCUAAAGACCUCGGUGAAGUGUCUCGUAAAGGCCGCAUAUGUCGUCAGCUCCGGGCUCGCUGCGCUCCAGAGCGCUCUAGCCCAUGCUAGCGCUCUUCCGGUGAGCAGCGAGAUCAGGAACGCAACCUUUGCUCGUUCGUUCAGAAAGCUUUGAGGGUGCAUAUAGGGAAACCUGGAGCAGGAAUCCAUGACAUUCUGCUGCGUUUCCGGAAAAAGAAGCCGGGAGAGCCAUCGGGCUGCCGGAUGGUGGAGGAGUUUGGUUGGCGGUCGCCGGUCGGAACGCCUCCCGGAGCGCAGCGGUGAGCUCCCUCACGAACUCAGAAGUGUCCUCCACGAAACCAGACGUGGCAGCGGGCUGGUCCUCCAUGCUAAGACUUUCACCCUAAGGACAACUUAUCAUGGAAUCAGUAAAGAUUUGUAGGGAUGUGAAGACCGAGAUGUGCACUACUUCAGACGGUGGGACAUCAAGCUCUGAGGAAUUUGUCAACCCUGUCGAUCUACAGACACUUGUAAAAAAGGAAGAACCCGAAGAUGAAGGCUAUCUCUGUGGUGAUACAUCAAGCCCUACAAUAUGUGUCAUAUCUUUUGACCAACAGCCCCGAGGAUUCCAGAGGAUAGCCAUAAAAGAGGAAGAACCUGAAGAUGAUGAAUUCCUCUACUGUGAGCACUGCAGAUCCUCCUUCACCAACAAGUGUGAAGUUCAUGGUCCUGCUCUUUAUAUUUCUGAUACCCCUGUUCCCAUGGGGGUUACUGACCGUGCCAUACAAACGCUUCCACCCAGUCUGGAGGUUCGAAUGUCUGAUAUUCCUGGUGCAGGCUUUGGGGUGUUUAAUAAGGGGGAGACUAUUCCACUUGGUGCACACUUUGGGCCUUUUGAGGGAGACCUGGUGGACAAGGAGGAAGCCAUGAAUAGUGGUUAUUCUUGGGUGAUAACCAGGAACAUGCAGUGUGAGAAAUACAUUGAUGGCCAGAGAGAGAUGCACUCUAACUGGAUGAGGUAUGUGAAUUGUGCACGUAACGAACAAGAACAAAAUCUUGUGGCAUUCCAGUAUCGAGGAGGCAUUCUUUAUCGUUGUUGUCAACCCAUCAAAACAGGACAAGAACUCUUGAUGUGGUACAAAGAUGACUACGGGAAAGACCUUGGCCUUGAGUUCGACUACCUCUGGAAGAAGAAAUGCUUCUCAAAUGAAAUAAAUGAUGGCCUGCUUCAGCUUUUCUCCUGCUCCUGGUGUCAACUUACUUACACAUCUCAAAUAUACCUUAACGAUCACAUAAGGAGAAGCCACAGUGAGGAAAAUGAGAGAUCGUUAAGUUCAAUGGAAAUGCAAAAUGACAAUGCGAUCUCCACGGGAAGCUCGAACGCUGAGCCAACAUGCUCUGGUACUUUUGAAACGAACCCCGCUCAUGGACAAAAUCAGAAAGGACUCCACCACUGCUCAAGCUGUGAAAUGGAUUUUACGACUCUCCAUAACCUCACUAAACACCAGUGUGGCCAUGCAAGACAGAAAUUUCCUUGCUUACAAUGUGGUAAGAGUUUCAAUUACCAGAGUCAUCUCCAGCAGCAUCAGCACAUUCACACGGGAGAGAAGCCUUACCAGUGUUCAGAGUGUGGCAAGAGCUUUAAUAACAGGAGUAAUUAUAAACAACACCAGCGCAUUCACACGGGAGAGAAGCCGUGUCGGUGCUCGCACUGCGGAAAGAGUUUUACUUACCGGAGUCAUCUCCAAAAGCAUCAGCACAUUCAUACAGGAGAGAAGCUGUAUCACUGUUUAGAGUGUGGCAAGAGCUUUAACAACAGGAGCAACUACAGACAACACCAGCGCAUUCACACCGGAGAGAAGCCGUGUCAGUGCUCGCAGUGUGGAAAGAGUUUUACUUUCCAGAGUCACCUUCAACAGCAUCAGCAGAUUCACACCGGAGAGAAGCCGUACCUGUGCUCCGUUUGUGGGGCGAGUUUUAAUAAGAAAAGCACUCUGCAAAGGCACCGGCUCAUUCACACUGGCGAGAAACCGCACCAAUGCUCACAGUGUGGGAAGGGUUUCAUAUCGUUGAGCAAUCUCAAGGAUCACGAGCGCAUUCACACCGGAGAAAAGCCCUAUCAUUGCUUACACUGCGAGAAAAGUUUUAUAUCUCUGGGCAAUCUCAAAGAUCACGAGCGCAUUCACACCGGGGAGAAGCCCUAUCAGUGCUCGCAGUGUGGCAAGAGUUUUAGUAAGCAAGGUCAUCUCCGGAAUCAUCAGCGAAUCCAUACAGGAGAGAAGCCGUUUCAGUGUUUGCAGUGCGGGAAGAGCUUUAAUCAAAAGAGCAAUCUGCAAAAACACCAGCGCGUUCAUACGGAAGAGAAGCCGUAUCACUGCUCACAGUGCGGGAAAAGCUUUGAUCAUCAGAGUGAUCUGAAACAACACCAGCAUGCUCAUAUUGAAGACAAGCCGUACCCCUGCUUACAGUGUGGGAAGAGAUUUACCUACUUCAAUGCAUUCAGGAACCAUAAGUGCACCAACAUGAAGUAGGGCAUGUAUGCAGUCAUAUCUAUAGACAGUUGUAUGCGAAAGUUUGGUCAGCUCUGGUCAAAAUGAAUAUUCUUUUCAUCGUUGAUGGGAAAAAAAAAACUUUGGCAGCAACCAAGAUAGAAACAUCUUCUGUACAUAUUAAUAGGCAGGUCAUUUUUAAUUAGAUGAACAUCACACAAAAAAAAUGUAGUUGUCAACCUGACAUGUGCAAACCUUUUGAAACCCUGCUAAGUCACUUAGCGCCCCACAACCCAGACCUUCCAAACACUGCUUGUAGCCACCUGAACCGCUUCUUUAAUGAAAUUUCUUCGACUCUUCCUUAUAAACGCUUCUAAACUCAGGCAUAACUUUAUGGCUACAUUGUGUUGGUCCCCCUUCUGGACCAAAACAGGCCUGACCCGUCGAGCAUUAACAGCAUUAACUUCUUCAGCAGAUUCAGCUACAGUUGCUCAUCCGUUAGCUCGGACCACAUGGGCCAGUCUUCGGUCCCUACGUGCAUCAAUGAGCCUUGGCCACCCAUGACCUUGUUGCCAGGUUCACCACUGUUCCUUCCUCUGUCCAACUUUGAUAAAUACUGACCACUGCAGACCGGAAACAUACCACAAGAGUCACAAGGGAGAUUCAGAAAGGUUGCAUUACUUUUAGCAAUAGCUAGAAAAGUGUUGUAGAUCCCAUUAUCUCUUCUUCCGGUUCUUGGCUGGUUCUUGCAUCCCAUUUGCUGUCAGAAUUCCCUAUUAUUAAAUAUUGGAAUCCCUUCUUGUAUCUAAAUUUUCUCUGGGAGUGACUUCCACACAUCAGCUAAACAGAAUGAAUCUACACUCGUUCUUUUCAUUGUGGCCUUUUUUCAUCAAAUGCUGCUUUUACUUUUUGGCCAUUGACUUCCAUUUUUAAAAUCAUUAGUCCACAGCCAUUUCCAAAAUGCCUCUGACUUAUUUAGAGGUUAUUUUAUGUACAUCAGAAUGUUGACAUUUGUGGUAAGGGCGCAGGUAAGAUUUCACUUGAUUCUUCCAUUUUUUUUGGAACUCUUCCUGCACAUUAAUUAGAGAUUUCUGACAGAAUUUUGGCUGAAUCUUGCCUUGAUUUACACAUGUUCCCCUUAGUUGGGAUUUGUAAUGAAGGACAGUGGAAAUUGUGCAGUGGUGACCAUUCUUCUUCUUCUUUCGGCUUCUUCCAUUAGGGGGCGCCACAGCAGAUCAUCCUUCUCCAUAACCCCCUGUCCUCUACAUCUGCCUCUUUCAAACCAACUACCUGCAUGUCUUCC